Pleurotus ostreatus (oyster mushroom) is the source of this 1488-nucleotide messenger RNA. RefSeq lists its product as uncharacterized. The record is from RefSeq and is a predicted model, not a curated record. The transcript has 6 exons. The coding region runs from base 1 to 1488 and encodes 495 amino acids. NCBI's taxonomy places the organism in Eukaryota, Fungi, Basidiomycota, Agaricomycetes, Agaricales, Pleurotaceae.
AUGCCCAAAGAUGUUCAUCGUCGCAUAUGUUCGACAUCGUACAACCCACGUUCGAUGUCCACUUCCUCAGGUUCAAUUACGGCUGGCAGCCGCCACGAGCGGCAUCUACGCAAGUCAGAACUUGAAGAUGUAUUGUAUCCGUAUACGGUUGAAAAGGAUCUUCUACUUUCAUCCUACAGCAGUGAUUCAAUUGUGGUCUUGAAAUAUCUACCAUGCGCAGACUAUGACGCCGUCUCUAAACUGCUGAUUUUGAGUGGAUUUCGGUCCUCUGUCAAGGUUAUCCGCCUUUGCCCAGCGAAAAGAAUGGCGCUCAUUGAGUUCAGCCAACGACGCAUGGCCGAAUCUGCUGUUAAAACUUUUAACGGCAUGCCUAUCGGCUCUUUUAUCUUACAGGCAGAAUUACGAAACGGCGACUUCGCAGGUGAACCCCCAAAGCCUGAGAUAGAUGCUGUUGACCUCGUGAAACAUACGUUAUACGGCUCACUAAAUACAGCUGUAUACGAAGAUAGCAGCAGCGAAGACGAGGAAUCGCGCUCGUCCUCCCCUGAGCGGCCGCUGGCGGUACAAGAAUAUCAGUCGUCCAUCGAAAUCCUCGCAGCGCUCGACGAUCCAUCGGUCGUUAAUAGUGAAAUGAAUUCGCCUCUAAGAUUCGAUCUGAACUUGAGGUCAUCCCGGCCCAAGAUCACUUCAACGACAGGGGGGAAGGUUCCUUUCAUCAGGCGGCAUGGUCCCAUGCCACUGGCAGAAGACAUACAGCAUCCAUCAACUGUCGUAGAUAUCCCUACGGCAGCCCAUAGCCGAGCAAGAAGGCUACUCGUUUCGAAGAGUGUAUAUGUGCCUUUGACUACAAUAUCGAUGCGUGCAGACGCUCAGUUUAUCAACCAUACAAAACGGUGCCGAAUAUCUGCAUACUCGCUCCCUUUCGAAGGCUCUUACCGACAUGUCGAAGAUGCGUGCAUCAUAGGCGACACCGUCGUCAUCGGCUAUCGAGACAGCCCUUCCCAAAUUUCCUUGAUUGACCACUUUGAGCCGGAGCGGCAACCUGCGCUUAAGGGCAUCAAUGCAAAACCACACCGCCAGAAGGGCUCUCAUGUGGGUGUCAGCUGUCUCUGUGGUAUGCCAAAUGCUCGGUUCCUCUCAGGUGGCUAUGACCAUGCCAUUAAUCUAUGGACAACCAAGCGCACAAGUCACGGUGAACUGACUGCAUCCGUUCAGCACUUAUCCACGCUCUCAGCCACCCCAAAUUCUUUGGGGUACAGGGAGUGCGAUGGCGUGCUUCUCGCUGGCUUCGGCCAAUGGGUAGCGGCUGUGAAUCUAGAAAGACCCACAGCAAAGCCACAGAUGGCUAAGCUUUCUAAUGUUAUCCACCAAAUUCAUCAACAUCCGUCGGACCCUAAUUUAACUAUCUUCGAGGCAAGUGGAAUGGAGACAUGCCGUAGAUUUUCUCACUGUGUGCCAAUAGGUGAACCAUCUCGACGAGCAAGUUAA